Pseudopodoces humilis (Tibetan ground-tit) is the source of this 2034-nucleotide messenger RNA. It is a transcript of the gene TPRG1L, whose product is annotated as tumor protein p63 regulated 1 like. The record is from RefSeq and is a predicted model, not a curated record. Lineage: Eukaryota; Metazoa; Chordata; Aves; Passeriformes; Paridae. Gene Ontology annotation, cellular component: cytoplasm; synaptic vesicle.
CUCCGAGCGCCCGCCCGGCGCCGCCGCGAUGCUGCAGCUGCGGGACGCGGACGAGUCCGGCCCGGCCGGCGGCCCCGGCAGCCCCGGCAACCCCGGGGCCGCCACGCUGGUACCGGGUGGGGCCGGGCCGCCCUUCCAGCCGGCCGCGCCGCCGGCCCGGCAGACGCUGCGGCCGCUGAGUGUCCGCACCGCGGGCCGCGCCGGCCGCCUGCGCCAGUACUUCGUGUUCCGGCCCGGCACCAUCGAGCAGGCGGUGAGCGAGAUCCGCGUGGUCGUGCUGCCCGCCGAGGACGGGGAGGUGCAGAGCGUGUGGCUGCUCACCGAAAUCGAUCACUGGAAUAACGAGAAGGAGCGGCUUGUCCUCAUCACGGACUGGUCCCUCCUGGUCUGCAAGUACAACUUCAUCAGCCUGCAGUGCCAGCAUGUGACCAGGAUUGCCCUCAGUGCCGUGGACACCAUCUCCGUGGGGGAGUUUGAGUUCCCACCCAAAUCUCUGAACAAGAGGGAAGGUGUCGGUAUCCGCAUCCAGUGGGACAAGCAAAGCCGUGCCUCCUUCAUCAACAGGUGGAACCCCUGGUCCACCAACAUCCCCUACGUGACCUUCACCGAGCACCCCAUGGCAGACGCAGACGAGAAGAUCUCAUCCCUGUGCCGGCUGGAAAACUUUCAAACACAGCUGAUCCAGGCUGUGAAGAAAGCCCACAAGGAGGGCCCGGUGCCGGGAAGUGCUAACGGGGUGCUGGUGCUGGAGCGGCCCAUCCUCAUCGAGACCUACCUGGGACUGAUGUCCUUCAUCAACAACGAGGCCAAGCUGGGCUACUCCAUGACAAGAGGCAAAAUUGGAUUUUAAACCCCCUUGCGAGUCACCUGUUCAAGGGCAAGUGAGUUGCUGGUGGUACUCUGGGGAGAGGGUGCUGAGGGCACAGCACGUGAUAAAGCAAAGUUGCCAGGGGAAGGAAAGGAAAGGGGGAGGUUGUAGAACGCUUCCCAGGUUGUUUGGGAAUGCACAGGUUGGAUUUGAAGCAGACUCAGGGUGGUGUCAGUCUUGUAUUUUGUACUUGAUUUACAGCCCUCACUGGUCCUUGUGCAGGGUGAAUGAGCAGUGGUGUGUUCUGUGUCCCAGUGCCUGCUCUUCCCAGUCCAUGAAGUGCCAUUGGAAUCUGCUGAAACCCCCAGUCCACAGCAGAACCUUUGUGCCACGGCCCUGCUGUAUCCCUGUGUACGGUGUCAAAUCCUGUCGUGUGCUUGGGACUGCUUUGUGUUGUUUAAGAGGAAUUGCUGCUCCAAUCGCCAUGAUCUCAGUGCUCUGAUUAAUGCCUGUUAGGAAUUUUCAAAGCUGUCAGUCAGUCUUUAACAGUAUUUGCUGGCUUUUGCUAAAGCUGCACUGUUCCACCAGCUCAGCAGCAGUUUGUGAACUCAAUAUGCAUUUCUGAGCUUCUUGUAAAAAUCCCUCUAAGAACCUACUUUAACUUCCUCUCUACUUCUGUUUCUUUGCUGCAGUCACAGAAUAAAGACUGUUGUGAGAGAACAUUGCCAAAAGCCUCACAAACACGUUUGCCUUCAAAGCUGUUCUUUGUAGAACUGAAAAGGAAUUCUAUUUUGGUUAGAUUGAUACUCUUAGCCAUUUUUCUUAAAUCUACUCUAGUUUGGACCAGGACUUUUUAAUGGAGACAGAGAAAACUUUCAGCACUGUGUGUCAGCCUUGGGCGAUACAUUCCUGCACUGAACCUCUCAUCCAGGGAUGAAAUUCAGAAGCAGCCCAAGAGAUUACAGCUGUAAUUGCUCAGGAGGUGACUCUAACAAGCUUUUUCCUUGUGCAUGACCUCCUCUCCAUGCCCUUUCAUCAGAGCCUUUAUCUUCUAGAUGAACACUGUGCUGCACUGGUGAGGUUUUUUGACUUUAAUGUAGGUGAGUGUUUGUGAAACUCUUGUUGCAGUCAAUCCUGGCUCCAGCUUUCCAAGCUUUUCCAUGCAUUUUCUAAGUUACCUGUUCAAUUUUCAUUACCCUUCCAGUAAAGUUGAAAUUUAACUCUUA